UUUGAGGAUACAAGCAAGCAUGGCUGAGGCACCCAAAACCGACAAUGCAAAAACGUCUGACGUGUACAAGACUUUGACCAAACUUCCUGAAAGGUUUAAUGAUCCCUCGGUUCUAAAAGGUUACGAAGAGAAGCCUCUUCAUCCUGUCUACCGUACUUCUAGCAGCACCUACGGAGGAACAGCUCCCUCAAUCCACACCAUGCCUAACCAGUUCCACGGCCGAGGUAACAAGUUUACAUCGCACAUGGCUGCUGCGGGCAACUACGAGUACCAUGGGCUUAACACUGCCCUGGACAAAUCUCCUGUGUAAAUUACAUAGUGAUGUGUUGAAGUGUUCACAGGAUACAAGUGUUGUGUGUACGUUAGUACUUUAAGUGCAUAGUUUGUUCGAACUGUUAAUUAAUACGGUAAUACUUUCUUUCGGCUUAAAAUAUUUAUUCAGUUGAUUUCAAGUUUGGUCAGAUCAGAUAUUUUUAUUAAAUCAGUUUAUCACAUUGUAAAGUGUAUAAAGAUAUUUACAGAUGUACAUAUGCUUAUCAUAUAUACUUAUUUAAGUUUAAUCAUUCAUUAAUUUAUCAAACCCUUAUUA
Messenger RNA from Bolinopsis microptera, 589 nucleotides. RefSeq names its product piercer of microtubule wall 1 protein-like. NCBI's taxonomy places the organism in Eukaryota, Metazoa, Ctenophora, Tentaculata, Lobata, Bolinopsidae. Gene Ontology annotation, cellular component: axonemal microtubule. The record is from RefSeq and is a predicted model, not a curated record. The transcript is spliced from 5 exons. Gene Ontology annotation, biological process: axoneme assembly. The coding region runs from base 20 to 310 and encodes 96 amino acids.